Messenger RNA from Aquila chrysaetos chrysaetos, 5354 nucleotides. RefSeq names its product vitrin (gene VIT). Gene Ontology annotation, biological process: positive regulation of cell-substrate adhesion; extracellular matrix organization. The transcript is spliced from 19 exons. Bases 410 to 2680 code for a protein of 756 amino acids. The record is from RefSeq and is a predicted model, not a curated record. Gene Ontology annotation, cellular component: interstitial matrix. NCBI's taxonomy places the organism in Eukaryota, Metazoa, Chordata, Aves, Accipitriformes, Accipitridae.
GGGAGGGAACAUGAAUUUAAAAUAGGACCGCCUAAUUCGGCUGCUAAAUCAAUGUAAGGAGCUCCGUAGGUCUGUGUGUGCGGGAGGGAGAGGGAGAGACAGACAGGGAGAGAGGAGCAGAGGGAGGGAGGGAGGGAGGGAGGGAAGAGGGAGGGAGAGCAACGUGCCUUUCACAGAGCUGGGAGCUUGAUGGGAAUGUUUGAUUAGCUCCUCUCUGAAAGAGAAAAGGUGUCCAGGCCUCCCUCUGCUGCCUGCCUCUCCUUCUGUAGAAUAAUGUUGGCUGGAGUUUGGGGUACAGAAAAACUUGGAAAAAAUAGCACUUUCAUACUGUGUGGAGAAAAGGAAUAAAAAGUUGCACACCUCAAGCAAGUGCUCCUUAGUGACACAUCCAGAUUUUGCUUUACUCGCCAUGAAGGCCACAGUCAUUGCAACCUUCUUUGGCAUGUCUCUCAUAUGUACAUAUGCAGCUAAGGAAGCCACAAAGAAGAUGAAAAAGGCUAAGCUAUAUUUUGCACUCACAGAUGUACCCCAGAUCGAUUGUGAUGUCAAGGCGGGGAAGAUAAUCAAUCCAGAAUUCAUUGCAAAAUGCCCUCCUGGAUGUCAAGAUGUAAAAUACCGUGUUUAUGGCACAGACAUCUAUGCUUCCUUUUCCAGUGUGUGCAAUGCUGCAAUUCACAGUGGUAUAAUUGACAACACAGGUGGGAAGAUCCUCGUCCAGAAAGUCGCCGGCCACUCCGGUUACCGCGGGAGCUUCUCCAACGGGGUCCGGUCCCUGUCACUGCCACGCUGGAGGGAGUCCUUCCUCGUGUCAGAGGGCAAGCCAAGAAAAGGUGUGACAUAUCCAUCAACUCUUGAAUAUUCUUCUCCGAAAAGCACAGCUGUUAAAUCAGAGCCUAAAAAGCUAGAGCAAGACCUAAAAGCUACAAAGAGUGCAGAUACCGCUAACGCGUCAGAAAAAGCAUCGGAACAAGGCGAUGCAGUCCGCAAAGAGCAUCAGACAUCUCCAGUGCUGACACCAGCUACACAAAUGGCCACCACAACCCCAACACCAAUGACCACGACAACAGAUCCUUCCACCACAACGCCAAAGCCAGCCACAACACCUGCGACUAUCAGAACCACAACAGUUGCAGCUGCAUCCAAGACUAGACCUGGACUGCAUAGGGUCAGAGAUAUAGGUUCUAGCAGUGUCCACCCAGCAUACUCAUCUGUGGUAGCUGCAGCAUCAAGACAGGUUCAGGCUGCACAAGGAAGAGGACAGAAUACAGCAUUCAGGGGCACUUCCACCUCUGCAAGUAACAGGAAUAUUUUACGACCCAAUACAGAUCACACAGGUAUUCAGCGCCAAGAGCCUGUUGCCACCUUCCAGAGGGCUGCCGGCUCUCCAGCCCACCUGGCAAUGGAAACAGACUCGUGGAAACCUGGAUUGAGUCUUUUUGACACAGGCUUCAGUUCAAAGGAAGAAUUGAAUCCAAAGCCGCUGGAGUCCACCUCCCAGGGGAACCCAAAUUGCAAGGUUGAUUUGUCCUUUUUGAUGGAUGGGAGCUGGAGCAUCGGUAAACGCCGCUUUCAGCUCCAGAAGCACUUCCUUGGUAACGUGGCUCAAGCCCUUGGCAUCGGCAGCACUGGUCCUCUGAUGGGCAUCGUUCAGUACGGCGAUGACCCUUCCACAGAAUUUAACUUAAAAACUUAUGCCAACUCCAAGGACCUGAGAAACGCCAUUGAGAAAAUCCCACAGAAAGGUGGACUUUCCAACGUUGGGAAGGCACUUUCCUUUGUUAACAAAAACUUCUUUUCGGAUGCAAAUGGAAACCGAGGUGGAGCACCCAAUGUAGUUGUAGUGAUUGUGGAUGGUUGGCCAACCGACCGAGUGGAGGAGGCCUCCAGGCUGGCCAGAGAAUCAGGGAUCAACAUUUUCUUUGUCACUAUUGAAGCAGCUGCUGAAAGUGAGAAGCAGAACAUCAUCGAACCAAACUUUGUGGACAAGGCAGUGUGCAGGACAAAUGGUUUCUAUUCCAUCAACGUGCCCAGCUGGUUCAGCCUACACAAGGUGGUCCAGCCCUUGGUGAAGCGUGUCUGCGACACUGAUCGGCUGGUUUGCAGCAAGACCUGCCUCAAUUCAGCUGACAUCGGUUUCGUAAUCGAUGGCUCCAGCAGCGUUGGCACCAGCAACUUCCGCACAGUCCUCCAGUUUGUAGCCAACAUCAGCAAGGAGUUUGAGAUCUCUGACACUGACACCCGCAUCGGAGCCGUUCAGUACACCUAUGAGCAAAGGCUCGAGUUCAGCUUUGACAAGUACAGCACGAAGCAGGAUGUGCUGAGUGCUAUUAAAAGGAUCAGUUACUGGAGUGGCGGGACCAGCACAGGAGCAGCCAUCAGCUAUGCAUCAGAACAGCUGUUCAGCAAAUCCAAACCCAACAAAAGAAAGAUCAUGAUUCUCAUUACAGAUGGCAGGUCUUAUGAUGAUGUCAGAGUGCCGGCCAUGGCAGCUCACCGAAACGGAGUUAUAGCUUACUCCGUUGGAGUUGCUUGGGCAGCCCAAGAUGAACUGGAAGCCAUCGCAACAGACCCCGAUAAGGAGCAUUCCUUCUUCGUGGAUGAAUUUGACAACCUCUACCGCUUUGUUAAUCAGCUCAUCCAAAAUAUUUGCACAGAAUUUAAUUCCCAGCCACGGAAUUGAUGAACUUGAGCAAGGCAGGACCCUUGGGCACCAUGCUGAAGGCACGCCAAGUGCCACAGGAGUAAUGCCAGCCCUCAGUUCAAGAAAUACUGGAGGUGUUUUUCUCUGGCACUUUCCAGUCAGCAAGGCUGAUUGCAGCUCUGUCCCUAUGCAUGAUAAAAGCUCUGUGUAGAUGGGUUUUUUUUUGUUAUUUCCUUGCAGGCUUCAGAAACUCUGAUUUAGAUGGGUAGCAAAAGAGGCAGUAAACAUGGAGGAAAUAACUGGAGCUGUUUGAAAAGCUGCUUCCAGUAUAGAGCCCUGGCUUGUCUGAUUCCCACCUUUGGGCACACACAAGCUCCUUAAAAUGUACCACCUGCUUCCUGAAGUGGCCAGGUCCCUUCGGGGAGCAGCCAUGCUGUUCAGCUGCUGUGGCAGAAGCACCUCCAUGUGGCAUUGCCCACCAGAUGACACCCAGGUCAGGGCUGAAAUACCAGAUGCUUUUCUGGGGGGGUCACACAACUCAAAUUUGAGUACCUUCUUAAAAGCAGGCACUCUCUCCAUAAAGCUGUCUUGCCAGCAAGUUAAGCUUCAGCUACUGUAAACUCAAGCAUUGAGAUUUAUCCAAACCCAGAGACUGGAAAGCAAGUCAGAGGAAAGAGUCAAGCUGUGGGACCCUACAACUGUUUGUCAAGCCCAAUAAAGCCCCAAAUCCACAAAGCAGCCAACACGCAUGAACUGGAAUCUCGUCUCCUACAGUACGGCAUUAAUAUUUGAUUCUGAGAAGUGUCUUGUCCCCUUAGCUCUCUUGCUCCGCUCUUGUGAGGCUCAAGGCCUGCAGGACCACAGGAGAGCUCCCAGGAGGAAGAGACUCUUUGAGAAAAGCUGUGGGUUUAAGUUGCUUGCAAUCAGAAAAGCAUUUGAUACCGAUCACUCUAUCGUUAAACCACAGCUCAGAAUAGCUUACAGCAGUCUCUAGUGUGAGGAGAGCUAUUCAAGAGCCAUUAACAGGAUUUAAGAGGGAAUUAUCUGAAGUUCUGUAUUACACACCAGCAAAAGCAGCAUUUCCAGCAUUCACAGAUACACUCUCCCAAAUUUGGGAUUGAUUUCUGUUUUAAGGAUUGAUUUCAAAAUGAACCAACUACAGUCCCGGAUUAUUCAAAACACAGUUGUUUCUUAAGUGAAGAACUAGCCGUAUCACUAGUCAGUAGGAGAGUAGUGACACAUUAAUUGGAAAUAUUACUGAAGUAGCUAAAAAAUUACCAAUUAAGUAAGCAUAAUGCAAACUAACGAGAACAGCAGAUUCUGCAUGAUCUACCUGGUGUGGUAACAUAAGCCAGGCUGGGGUCCUCUCAAGAGGCUAUCGAAACCAAUCCUGGAUGAAACAGUUUUACACAGAGAAGGUUCAGAUUUUCCUCUCAGAACAAACAUGCAGUUCCAGCUUUAACAUCAUCAAUAUAAUAAUCAAUCAAUAUAAUAAUGCUACCCAGACAGAAGAUGCAGGGCACCGACAGCUUCCAAAAAAAGCAAAACAAAGACAUAAAUUAUAUUUGUAUGCAGAGUUUUUAACACUAAUCUCUGCUGCUGCACUUCCACAGCAAUAGCCUCUUGGCUUGAAAAAAGUAAAGAUUAAGGAUAGAGAGUUAGGUAGAAGCACAGCAACCCCCGAUACUCCCAUCUCCUGACCCACCUCCCUCACUACCAUUCUGCUGAAAGCACUGUUCUCCGUCAACAAGGGACAUUACAUGGGCUGGACAAAACUCAAACGCAUAAACUGAAUUUACUGGGGACUUCAGUUCAGACACCAGAUUUACUGUCCGAAGACCUGUUUGCUUGGGGUUUAAUUUGGGGCUAGCUAAGAAAAAGGCCUACAUCUUAACUAUUAGCUACUCUUAAUAUUGUGGUUUAAUUUUUAAUGCAAUGGCUUACCACCACAUAUUGUUUUCCAUACUGGCCGUACUCUUGCAGCACAGAAGACUGGUACUCUGCAGAGACUCCCCAAUGUUUUGCUUGUGCUCUGCUGAAAGCACAGCACAGCCAGCCAGACAUUAGGAACAGUUAAAGCCACAUGUGUCUUUAGGAUAUGCAUUUUAAUUUCCUCCAGAAGCUUAAAGUUCAAGCAAUGACAGUGACCUUUCAAAUGCUCUUUCAGAGGGAAGUUGCACAGAUAUCCUCUGUGUCAAGCAUUUAGAAAGGGCACUUCAUGGUCUGUUGCUUAAAUGGUUUUAUCUUAAGGCUAAAGAACAAUGAUGGCACUUGGUUGCCAAUGUGCAUUUUUAUUAACUUCUCAGGAUGAUGUUGAAAUUGUUGGAUCUCAAAGCGUGAAAGAGAUGUAAUGUUUAAUCCGACUCUCCACUAAACUUAGAUGUCCUAUUCAUAAACACUGUAAACUUAAGCGUAAGCCUCGAAACUUGUAAGAAUACACCCUUCCAUUAACAGAACCGAGUGGAUCAGCACAGAACACACUCCUCUUAGCCUUCACCUUUCAUAGCAAUCAAAAUACUUGCCGUCUACUAAAGUCUCUAAAUACUGUUUUAUUAAAAACCAAGAUAACUUACGUAUAAAUCUUCAUAAAUGUUCAAGGGGGGUAUAUUUGUUUGAAGAAAGCAGCAGAACUCCUUCUGUAACAUAUACAAGGUAUUUUGAGCUUAUCAAUACAAGUUGCUGUAUCUUUUGCAAUAAAAUUGUCCCAAAGGCA